This is a messenger RNA of Esox lucius (northern pike), 848 nucleotides long. RefSeq names its product ubiquitously-expressed, prefoldin-like chaperone (gene uxt). Lineage: Eukaryota; Metazoa; Chordata; Actinopteri; Esociformes; Esocidae. Bases 126 to 653 code for a protein of 175 amino acids. The transcript is spliced from 8 exons. The record is from RefSeq and is a predicted model, not a curated record. Gene Ontology annotation, molecular function: transcription corepressor activity. Gene Ontology annotation, biological process: negative regulation of transcription by RNA polymerase II.
AUCUUGUUUUGUGGUGUCGGCUAGCAAGCUGGGUAAGUUGUAUCAAAUGUACAACGUAAUGAUGGACUAUCUUGUUGUUAAAUUACUAUAGUAGUCACCUGGCAAACAUCAGCCAGGACACCAAAAUGACAACUGUUGGAAAGUACAGCGAUGAAGAAAAGGUUUUGCAGUAUGAAACGUUUAUUAGUGAUGUGUUGAAACGAGAUUUGGAGAGGGUAUUGAAGCAAAGAGAUGAAGUGUAUGAGAAAAUUGCACAGUAUGUACAAUUGAAAAACACCAUUGAAAGCCUGAAGAAAUUGAGACUCAUCAGACCAGGCAACAUUCUUCCAGUCUUCAACUAUCCAAUUUUGGAACCAGAGAUGAGGGGACUCAAAACGGAGAUUGAUAUUGGCUGUAAUUUCUAUGUUCAAGCACAUGUGGAGGACUCGUCAAAAAUCUUUGUUGCUGUUGGUUAUGGUUUUUUCGUAGAGUUGACACACUCAGAAGCUCUGAAGUUCAUUGCAAAGAAGACAAAUCAGCUUAUAGCACACACUGAGGUGUUGACUAAAGACUCUGCAAAAAUAAAAGCCAACAUUCGCAUGGUGUUGGAGGGGUUAAGAGAGCUUCAAGGUCUUCCAGAUGGACCAGAAACAAAGAGGAGAGAUGCUCUCUAGCUGCACUUGUGCUUUUGGUCUGCUUGUACUUUUUAGAAUUAGCUUUUGGUUACAUUAACUUGAUGUUAAGACUGUAUUUGUUUCAGUUUUUUCUUGAAACAAUUAAAACUGUCUGAGGGGGAAAAAUUGUUAAACUGUUUAUAAUCCAUAAACCUGUCAUUCAGUAGCUAAUAAAAUAAAAAGUAUCUUUUAAAA